GCGGGAUCGGGCCGCCUCCCCAAUGCUGCGGGGGCGACCUUGAGCGCGCCCCGGCUUCCUCGGCGGGGACCCCGACACCGCGAACGCUGUGCCCAGUCCUGCCCUCUCCAGCCCGGCUCGCCCUGCGUUCCGACAUGGAGGGGGCCGCUGCUCCCGCGGCCGGGGACGGCCCCGACUUGCGGCCGGGGGCUCCGGGCUCUCCCCCGGAGGUGGUGGCGGGGGCCACCGCAGCCCCCGCGGCGGCGGCGGCGGCGGCCCCGGAGCCCAGGAAGCCGCACGGGGUGAAGCGGCAUCACCACAAGCACAACUUGAAGCACCGCUACGAGCUGCAGGAGACCCUGGGCAAAGGCACCUAUGGCAAAGUCAAGAGGGCCACCGAGAGGUUUUCGGGUCGAGUGGUUGCUAUAAAAUCCAUUCGUAAGGACAAAAUUAAGGAUGAACAAGACAUGGUUCACAUCAGACGAGAGAUUGAGAUCAUGUCAUCCCUCAACCAUCCUCAUAUCAUCAGUAUUUAUGAAGAACGGCGUGGUCCACAGGGACUUGAAGCUGGAAAACAUCCUGCUGGAUGACAACUGCAAUAUUAAGGUAAAGCUCUUGCCUGGUGGAUUGAUACACAGGGCGGGGGAGGGGGUUGCUCAAGGUGCCCCAGGCUGCAGUCUUGGAGCCAGGCGGCUGCGUCCUGCCCUGGCUGGUGGAUGCAGGGAGUCAUCUCAGUUCCCUUCCAGUCCUUCAAUUCGACCAGCAUUUAUCGAUCUCCAACUACAUGCCAGGCCUCGAUCUUCGUGCUGGGAGAAAAAGAUGACAAAAUACAGUCCCUGUCCUCAGGAAGCUCAUAGUCCGCAAUCAUCACUGUAAAAACACCUACAGCCGUAACAUAUUGCGUGUGUAUGUCCUGUCAUGUUUGCCUGCUAUCGCUUACCUUUAAUCUUCACAACCCUAUGAGGUGAGCGCCGUUAUUGACAUCAUUUCGCAGAUAGGGAAAGCGAGGCACAGAGAAGUUAAGUAACCAACCCGAGGUAACACAGCAGUAAGUGGAGCUGGGUUUGAGCCCGUGUGUGUCUGACUCCCGAGGGCUUGAGUUGCCAGUGGGUCCCCAGGUUAUGUAACAGUUGGAACUCUCUCCCUGCCAGCCUUCUGUCCCUGCCGCGCCGUGCCUUCUCCUUCUCUCCCGACCCUCCCAGCCCCCGAACCAGCCGUGGAACUGGGCAGCUGGCUGUGGUGGUAUGUGCUGCUGGGAAAGGAGCAGACCGUCCGGUGAGGGGGUUUACUGCCACGGAGAGUGUUUUUGCUGGCUGCUGCUGCAGUUGAAGCAAGCUCUCCUGGCCCACGGGGUUCAAGCACCUCCUGCGGAGCACUCUCAACAUCCUUUUGAUCACGGCUGCAAAAUAAGCAAAUACGGUUUCAAAAUAAACGGAGCUCGCUGCAUGGGUUUCAUUAUGAAAUGGCCUCAGUACUCCUGACACCAGGGGAUCCCUCUAAUUGGCCACCAGUGACGUUAGUGCCUCAUCCCUGGUCCCCGGACAAAGCAUGGGAACGACCUUGCAUCGCCCCCUUUCCUGGUUGCUCUUGCGCUCAGUGGAGGGGGUGGGGUGCAUCACAGGGAGCCUGUUGCCUUGCUCCGAGUUUGGAUUAACACUGUUUGCAGAUCAUGGCGGCCACCAUUAGUUACCAUUGUCCUUUGAGAGGAUCCUCGAAGUCACGUCAGGAUGACCUCUUGUUUUUGCGAGUCGUUGACCUCUUUCUGUGUUAGUCCAUAGAAUACGGAGGAAGCAGUUGGUCAAAGCAGUUUUUCCUAGGAUCGGGAAGUGAGAUCUCAAGGUCUCUCCCUUUCUGGAUUAUUCUAGCAGGAGGACUGGCUGUCCAGUCAGAAAAUUCCCUCCUGUGUGGCUUCCUAGCUGCUUGCCAUGGGAACCCCACUUCAUCCUGUUUCUGCGACUAUAAAACGGGGUAACAGUGAUGCUCACAGGCUUGCGUUCAGGACUAAACAAGAUACCCCGUGUUUAGCUUCAUACACUGCUGAGCACUGUGCGUGAGUCAAGAUCAAGAGCGGUGGCUUUGGAGUUGGGUAGCCUGCGAUUUGAAUUUGAAUCACGACUCUGUCCCUGACUAAUGGCAGUGUUUUGGAGAGAUGAAUCCCCUGUCUCAGUUUUCUGGUGCGUCCAGUAGGGAUGCCAGUCCUGACUCUGGGGGUGGUUGUCUAUUCGUUCAUUUUCUCAGUGAGUAUUUCCCGAGCAGUUAUGUGCGUGCCCUGUGCCCAGGGUGCCUGGGGAGUCAAGGGCAAAUGUGAGGAUUUUAGUGCACAGAGCACUUAGCACUCAACUCUCAGUAUCCAAGGUCCCUGCGCCAAUUGUUGGUCACCAGAGAGGACUUUGAACAGGGAGUCAGCUGUCGUGAAGGUGCCUGGGUCCUCGGGAGUGGUGGCCAGGCCACGGCUAGAGAACUGGGUGCUGGUCUGAGGGGCACAUUUCUAAGGGUUUGUGUCAUCCACCCUGGUAGCUUUCUCUGCAGAUUCUUUCUGCCACCUGCCUCCGGAGCUCUCCAAACAAAAUGUAGUCUUUACAAGGCCUGGAAUGUGAGCCUCUGGCUUGGGGAUUGGGUUCUGUGGGACAGUGUGACCUCUUGGUCCCAUGGUGUAGUCCCAGAAGUGAUAAGGCACAUAGCUUCCUAUGGAGUCAUAGAAUUUCCCAAUGGAGGAGAAGAAUAGUUAGAAUUCUGAAAGCAAUUGUGCUGGGAACAAUGCCGCAGGAGCCCUGGGGAAUGGCACAUUUGAAUGAGCAAUGGGGUAGUGGUGUUGGGCCUCCCAGCUCCCAGGACCACGUCCUUCCAUCUGCGCUCCCUGUCCAUUGUAUAGAUUAAUAGCAGACACACAGAACAUUAUAAAAAUUGAACUUUCACUCAUGUUUUUUUUUUUUUUCCUCCUUGUCUUUUCCUUAAGAAUCUCUUCUCCUGGGGGAAGAAUGAAGCGGGGGAAAUCGGAGGGGUAGACGAACCAUGAGAGACGAUGGACUCUGAAAAACAAA
Leptonychotes weddellii (Weddell seal) is the source of this 3020-nucleotide messenger RNA. Lineage: Eukaryota; Metazoa; Chordata; Mammalia; Carnivora; Phocidae. The record is from RefSeq and is a predicted model, not a curated record.